Coccinella septempunctata (seven-spotted ladybird) is the source of this 2115-nucleotide messenger RNA. RefSeq names its product ionotropic receptor 40a (gene Ir40a). The record is from RefSeq and is a predicted model, not a curated record. The transcript is spliced from 14 exons. Gene Ontology annotation, molecular function: glutamate-gated receptor activity. The coding region runs from base 144 to 2105 and encodes 653 amino acids. NCBI's taxonomy places the organism in Eukaryota, Metazoa, Arthropoda, Insecta, Coleoptera, Coccinellidae. Gene Ontology annotation, cellular component: membrane.
UUUCUGGUAUCAAACUUAGAAAUGGUGGUGAUUUGAUAGCUGCCGUUGUCGACACUGUGAGGAGUUAUCCCGCAAAUCAAGUUGCCAUUGGAUACGAUACAGUUUUAGGCCUUGACUUUCACUUUCAUCUGAUCCAAACAUUCAUGAGCAAAGAUGUGAGCGUGAUAUCAUUCAAUUUAACCAUUGUAGAAGAACAAGAGAAGUAUUUUCAGUUCCUUUCUAACCAAGUCAAAAAUUAUCUAGAAACAUUCAGCCUCUUCUUCUGUAAUUUCAAUAUGUAUGAACAUAUUCUUCUCGAGAUUUAUGAUAGAAAUACGAUGAGGAGAAACAUGAUAUAUUUUUUUUAUUGGGGAACUCAGUACCCUAAGAAAUUUUUUCUUCGAAAUCUUCAUGAAUCCAUGAAAGCUAUUGUUAUAUGGAACUCGAAGAAUGGCACUUACAGAAUACUUUCUAAUAAAGCCACUGCCUAUAAAAAGCAUCAUUUGGAUAUGGUCAAUUGGUGGAAGGACGGUUUUGGAUUAUUUCAUCAUCCGACAUUUCCUCUCACUACUGGAAAAAUAUAUACGGAUUUCAAAAAAAAGAUUUUCAAAGUCCCAGUUAUCCACAAACCCCCUUGGUUUUUCGUGAGAUACACUAAUACCACACUGAAGGUUGUAGGAGGAAGGGAUGAUCGCAUUCUUUCUCUGCUGGCAAGCAAAUUGAAUUUUUGGUAUCGUUAUAUCGACCCACCAGAGCGAACACAGGGCAAUGCUAUUGCGAAAAAUGGAAGCUUCCAAGGAGUUCUUGGAAUGAUUUGGAGAAGGGAGGCAGAUCUGUUUAUAGGAGACGUAGCAUUAACGGAAGAAAGGUCCAAUUUUGUUGAAUUCUCCUUUAUAACUCAGGCUGACAGUGGUGCUUUUGUUACACAUGCACCUAGGAGACUCAAUGAAGCUGUAGCAUUGCUCAGACCUUUUCAGUGGGAGGUGUGGCCAGCUAUAAUAAUAACUUUCAUCGUAGUUGGACCUGUGUUAUACGCAAUCAUAGCCCUCCCCAACAUAUGGCAACCAAGAUUCAAAGUGAGAUCGCAAGUACGACUUUUCUUCGAUGCAACUUGGUUUACAAUAACAAUAUUGAUGAAGCAAAGUAAAUUUUUAACUAAUGACAAGAUAGGUAUAUGGAACGUUAAUCUUUAUAUGUAUGUUUCAGCUGGAAAAGAGCCUAGUUCAUCUCAAAAGGCGAGGUUUUUCAUUAUACUAUUGUCAAUUUCUGCUACGUACAUCAUAAACGACAUGUAUUCUGCUAAUUUAACUUCACUACUUGCAAGACCUGGAAAAGAAAAAACUAUCAAUGAUCUCCAUCAACUAGUAGAUGCAAUGGAGAAUAGGAACUACAAAUUGUACGUUGAAAGGUCUUCGUGUGGACUUUUGGAGAACGGAACAGGAAUUUAUGGUAAAAUAUGGCGACUGAUGAAAUCGCGUCAACCUAAAAAUUUUUUGGUCGAAACAGUUGAAGAUGGUGUUAAAUUAGUGAGGGAUACAAGAAACGUAGCACUCAUAGCUGGCCGAGAAACUUUGAUUUUCGAUAUUCAGAGAUUCGAUAGUAGCAAUUUUCAUUUGAGUGAAAAACUCAACACAGCCUAUUCUGCAAUUGCCUUUCAACUUGGAUGUCCUUAUAUUGAGGAAAUCAACAAAAUACUCAUGGCGAUAUUCGAAGCUGGAAUAAUUACCAAGAUGACCCAGAAUGAAUAUGAAAAGUUGAGGAAACAGAAACAACUACUGUCGUCAGAACCAGAAAAGCUAACAAUUCAACGAAAUCAGAAAGAAAUCAAAAGUCCAUUGAAAGGGAACAAAACCAAUAAUAAACUACAGCCUGUCACUUUGAAAAUGGUACAAGGAGCAUUUUAUAUUUUGGCCAUAGGGUAUAUAAUUUCUGGUUUCAUUUUACUCGGAGAGAGAAUAUUCUACAACAAUCAGCAUAAAAAAUUAUUGGGGCCUAGUUCUAGAUCUUCGAAUAAACUGGGAUCAUCCAUCAUGUCAAAACUAAGCAUUAUUAUAGAUUGUGUUAAGAAAUGCUAUAGAAGGAUUAUGCACGAAGCUUUUGUUGCUACUCUGGAAUAUUUAGAAUAAAUCAUAAUAC